GAUGAGCCUGUCGCCCCCUUCAACCCCAUCUCCAUGGGCCUGAAGGAGAUUGGCGGCUUGGCUCACUUCCGUGUUAGCUCUUUCAAGCCUGGCAACGGCGUCGAGGAGCUCGUCAGCGACGACACGGAUCGAUACUGGCAAUCCGACGGAAUCCAGCCGCAUCGCUUGACCAUGACCUUUGUCAAAUGCGUCGAGAUCCGCGCCCUGCGCUUCCAUGUCGACUACCACCAGGACGAGUCCUACACGCCCACGCGCAUCAUGUGGUACGCGGGCACCUCCGAGCACAGCCUCAUGCACUUUGCAACAUCGAACUUGGUCAACCCAGAGGGCUGGACCGACGUGCCCCUCGCAGGCGCGGGCGGCGGCGAGGACGGAAACUCGCUGCUAGCAUGGGUCGUGCAGAUGCAGAUCAUUGAGAACCACCAGAACGGCAAGGACACCCACAUCCGGGGCGUCAAGAUCUACGGC
Molecule: messenger RNA, 468 nt
Organism: Cryphonectria parasitica EP155
Lineage: Eukaryota; Fungi; Ascomycota; Sordariomycetes; Diaporthales; Cryphonectriaceae
Exons: 2
Biological process (GO): anaphase-promoting complex-dependent catabolic process; protein K11-linked ubiquitination
Cellular component (GO): anaphase-promoting complex
Source: RefSeq, a predicted model, not a curated record